CUUUGCGUGGCGGACGAUCAAGUCUGUUUAUAAAAUGUGGCUGCUGAGAUGCAGAACUGCAUUUUGCUCUGAGGCACAGAGGACCUGAGUGGGCUGCUAUUUCCUUUUCAGCACUGCCUGACCCCAGAUUGUUUCGAAGGAGGGCUCUCUCUCACACACAUUCUGAGAGGGGUGUUAACAAAACACAUGCAGACUUUUCUUAGAGAGUAACUUUAAGCAUCCAGUCUAAGAAGAGAAAGCUGGGAGAACUGAGUUCUCAGUCCGCUGGGAUUUUUUUAAAGGCUGUUGGAUCUUAAUGGACUAAAAGUGCCUCUGUGGAUUUGAUAGCCAGGAUGGCAUAUCCAGGGAAAUCUCGUCUGAGGAGAUCCUUCAGUGAGCAUAUCAAGGACUCAACCAACAAAGCAUGGGAUGUAUUCUGGAAGAGCACGAGAGAAAAACGCUUAUCAGAAAUUGAAGCCAAAGAAGCCUGUGACUGGCUGAAGGCUGCUGGUUUCCCCCAAUAUGCUCAGUUAUUUGAAGAUAUGCAGUUUCCUAUUGACAUCAAAACUGUGAGGAAAGAUCAUGAAUUUUUAGAUAGAGAUGCUAUUGAUUCUCUGUACAGACGAUUAAAUACUUUGAACAAGUGUGCAGCAAUGAAAGUGGAAAUAAGUCGUCAGAGAAAACGGAGUGAUGAAUCUGAAGAUGAAGAACCUUGUGCGAUAAGUAACAAAUGGGCUUAUGAGAGAUGCAGUCAGAGAUGGUCUCGCCUGGAGAGCGUUGAAGGUUUCCCUUUAAAAGGUCCUAAUUCAUCAGUCCCAGACAGUCCAAGACAUAAGAGCACUGGUAGUGAGGAGAUCUCCUUUUCAGACCAAGGAGAGAAACAUGAUGCGUCAUCAAUUCACAGCAGUACCAGUGGGGACAGUGACAUUAUCAGCUUCCCUAAGACUUUUGAGGAUGUUGAGACCAGCACUAGUUCCUCCAGGUGUUCCUCAAGUAAAUUGGUCUCUCCUGACUCUACCUUUAGUUGUUCUCCUUCCCCUAGUGAUUUCUUAAACAUCAUCAGUGAGGAGCAGCUUUUGGAUAAGCCACCACACAAAAAAGGGAAGAGCUUUCUUAAGAAAAUGGAGAAACUGCGCAUAAGGAGCUCCAGUGUAAAGAGAGAUGCUCGGUCAAAGGCCAAACCCAUCAUCGGUGAACCUGUUCUUGUGGAGGGACUGAAUGAAGAAAAGCUGAAGAACCUUAAUUGUGUGGAUAUUUGUGACCUCUCUGGCAGCCAGAUAAAAAAGGAUUCUUCUUAUUCUCCCCCCACUUGCAGUAGCAGCAGCCAGUCUGAAAACAGCAGCACUGUGAGCACUCCAAGUCCUGUUAUCAAAGUCAGGAGCUAUGCUAAACGGGGAGGCGUGCAUGCAGAGGACACUGACUCCAGCAAGCUCUCUUUGUGGAAUGAUGUAUCGGAGCAGAACUUCAGAAAUGAAAUUAACUUGCAUGCAAACCAAAUGUUUCACAUCCCACAAGGCCAUAAGCCUGGAACUUUCCCCAAAGCACUUACAAACAGUUUCUUAUCCCCAACAGACAACAGUUCUGUGAACUGGAGAACUGGAAGCUUUCAUGGAUGCAGGCGGAACAGAAUUAGAAUUAGUGCUAAGGAGUCUGAGACUCCUCUGAGUCCUUUGUCAUGUAUAGAUAACAGACUGAGUAUAUAUGACAAUGUGCCCAGCAUUCCUGUUCAUCUUAACAAGAUGGAGGUGCCGGACGUUGGUGAUGAUGAUGUUUUUUCAGAACUAGACAAUGUCAUGGAACACAUCAAUGGGCUCAGAAAGUUGGUGAAUCAGUGGACUGAGAAGUUCUCAGAUGAUGGAGACUCUGAUUUUGCGAAUGACUCAACCUCUCCGUGUCCAUCUUCCCCUAAAGAAAUCCACCUUGAGAUAAAACAGCAUUCAGCAGAUAAACUGGCAGAUCUACCAGCUGCUGAUGGAAAACAGAACUGCAAUGAGCUUGAUUCCCCAGAACUGAUUUAUGUAGGAGAUUCAGAAAUGGCAUCCUCGUUUUCACAUUCCAACAGACAUGAGAGGCGACACUGGUCUACAGAGGAGACUGUGAACUUUGAAAGCCCUUCUGUACAAAUUGAUAACCAGUCAGCAGCCCACCUAAACCGAAUACAGAAACUUGCUUUGUUGAAACUCACUGCUUUAAUGGACAAAUACUCUCCUUCCAGUAAACAGGGCUGGAACUGGACUGUUCCAAAGUUCAUUAGAAAAAUCAAAACCCCUGACUACAAGGACAAAAGUGUAUUUGGGGUCCCAUUACUGCUAAAUGUUCAGCGAACAAGCUACCCACUUCCAAAGAGCAUUCUCCAGGCCAUGCAGUAUUUAAGAAGCCACUUUCUUGACCAGGUUGGCCUGUUCAGAAAAUCAGGCGUUAAAUCUAGGAUCCUUUCUUUAAGGGAAAUGAAUGAAAAUGACCCAAACAACGUAACUUACGAAGGGCAGUCUGCGUUCGAUGUGGCAGAUAUGGUAAAGCAGUAUUUCCGAGAUCUUCCUGAGCCAAUAUUCACUAGCAAGCUUUGUGAAUCCUUCCUCCACAUUUACCAGUAUUUGCCAAAGGAUCAACAGUUUCAUGCAGUGCAGGCUGCCAUUCUUCUGCUCCCAGAUGAAAACCGAGAGGCUCUGAAAAUCCUUCUCUUCUUUCUCAGAGAUGUAGUUGCUUUUGUUGAGGAAAACCAGAUGACUCCAACCAACAUUGCAGUCUGCCUGGCACCAUCCCUGUUUCACCUUAAUACCUUAAGGCGAGAGAGUUCAUCAUCAUCUAGAUCCAGCCAGAGGAAGUACAGCCUGGGAAAACCAGACCAGAGAGACUUGAGUGAAAAUCUGGCGGCUACCCAAGGCCUGGCCCACAUGAUAAUGGAGUGCAGCAGACUCUUCCAGAUGCCUGACUAUUGCCUGGAUCAAUGUGGUGAUGAUUUAUAUGAACAGAAUGGCCUGUGUGAAAAGGCUACUCUCACCGCCUCAGUGGGGCACUCCAUGCUGAUUUCCCUUGAGAACGCCAUGCAGGACUUGCUGCGAGAUGCCAAGGAAAAAUUCAAGAGCUGGGUUACUUGUCCAAACUUGGAACGUGUGGAAGUAGCAAAUAAAAAGGUGGAAGAUAACUAUCAUGUCCGGUUAUGGAAAGCAUCCACUGAAAUAGAAGUCGGUCCUAAAGUAAUCCUCCAACGCAUACUGACUGAGCAGCAUCUGUGGGACCCAAGUCUACAGCAGGCUAAAAUCCUAGAGACCUGGGAUGAAGAAACGGAUGUUUAUCACUACACAACAGAAGGCAUGUCACCCAUCUUGCCACGGGAGUAUGUGGUUUUGAGGACUUGGCGAACUGAUCCCCAAAAUGGCACCUGUAUUUUGGCAGCUACCUCAAUUGACAGUGAAGGAGCUACUCUACAUGGGAUUUUGGCCCAUGUCCUUUUGUGUCAGUAUCUCAUAGAACCAGUUGGCUCCCAGAAAUGCAAAGUGACUCACGUCUGCCGAACAGACAUGAGGGGACGAACAACAGAAUGGUACAACAGGGUCUUUGGUCAUAUGUGUGCUGCAGAACUGAUGAGGAUAAAAGACUCCUUCAAACCUCUCAGUGCUGGCACAAAGGAAACCAAAAUCUAAAAGCGUCUGGUUCUAAACAGAGGCUGGUGCUGAGGAAUGAGCUGCUCUUGUGCUGUCAUUUUAAAAGCUACAGACAUAAUAGACUUGCCUAUAUUUUAAACCAAAAAGUAAUUUGUAAUGGCCUAUAAAUGUAAUGUAAUAUAGUAAUUUCAUAAAGCUGCUUUUUCUUUCCAGUUUCAGGAAGAUGUUCUUGAACUGGUUGCACAAAGAUGGCUAAGAGUCAAAUGUGUGUAUGUAUAUAUGCAGUUAUAAAAUGCAAUUUUUACACCCAGGAAAGAGACAAAAUAUAGUUCAAAAUUAUAGUUAUAAAGUAAAUUAUUAAACUAAGAAAUGGUAUUUCUCCAAAUAUACAUUAAGUAUUUUACAAGAUGUGGAAUUUUAUGCAUUCUAGAGUAUUUUCUCUUGAAUUAUCUUUUUAUUGAAUAAGGUGGUGGAGAUGUGAAGUUAAUUUUAACCUCUUUACAGUUGAAAAUAGGGCUGAAAACCCUUGUCUUUUUAAUAGGGGAGCUAAAUACUUAGCAUAUGCUGUUAACUCUUGAUACUUCCUUUUUACAUAAUAAACCAAUCGGGGAGGGGGAAGGUUGUUGAAUGUUUUAAGUAGAGUUCCUGCAUUUGCCUAUUUUGCCCAUGUUGAAGCUUGUAAUAAUUCAGUUGUUAAAGGCUGUAAGCCAAUUUAACCAAACUAAAUUCUAAGCGGAGAUUAUGUGAUUGGCAUUUGAAUGUAACCUGCAACUUAAGUCACUUGAGCUAAAUCCUAGGCAUUGUGCUUGUCUACUGAACUAGAAUUAUGGUUAAACACUUAUGUACCUUUAAUAAGCUGCUCAUCAUAAAAGGCAAAAAGUGUGCGAGUACAGCUAAUUAAAGUGCUACUCCUACGUGAAAUGUUUUAUACAGCAGGUGUGCAGGGGUGUGUUCAGUCUUUUGUUAGUUGUUCAUUGUGAAACUAACUUGCCCUUGAUUUAGAAGGACUUGGAGCUCAUUCACAAUUGCAUUUGUGAUUAAAGAGUUGCUGAGAUGUUUGCCAUGCAAAGCAGCAGUAUUACCUCUUUA
Molecule: messenger RNA, 4673 nt
Organism: Pelodiscus sinensis (Chinese soft-shelled turtle)
Lineage: Eukaryota; Metazoa; Chordata; Testudines; Trionychidae
Product: rho GTPase-activating protein 7-like
Biological process (GO): actin cytoskeleton organization; signal transduction; regulation of Rho protein signal transduction
Molecular function (GO): lipid binding; protein binding; GTPase activator activity
Source: RefSeq, a predicted model, not a curated record